Messenger RNA from Phymastichus coffea, 2966 nucleotides. Its product is annotated as UNC93-like protein. Gene Ontology annotation, molecular function: potassium channel regulator activity. The record is from RefSeq and is a predicted model, not a curated record. The coding region runs from base 13 to 1740 and encodes 575 amino acids. Lineage: Eukaryota; Metazoa; Arthropoda; Insecta; Hymenoptera; Eulophidae. Gene Ontology annotation, cellular component: striated muscle dense body; plasma membrane. The transcript is spliced from 5 exons. Gene Ontology annotation, biological process: regulation of muscle contraction; regulation of potassium ion transport.
UCGAGCGACAGUAUGGUGUCGAACAACAGCGUGGACAACAGGCUGGGCUCGGGAGACGGUGGCAUCGGAGGUGGUGGCGGAGGAGGACCACCACCUGCCAACACUACCAUCACUAGUCCAGCCGUGUACACCGUACCGCUGAGUAAUUCUGGCUACCGCAACAAAGGUUACAAAGAGGACAACAGCGAUGGUCUGCCACCGGAUCCUCAGAAGCCACCUCAAAUCCCCGACGACGACGGCCAGUCUCGCAAGUUCAAGCUGUCGCGCAGCGAGAAGUGGCGCAUCCUUAAGAACAUCGGCACCGUAAGCGUCGCGUUCAUGGUGCAGUUCACGGCGUUCCAAGGCACAGCCAACCUGCAGUCGUCGAUCAACGCCAGCGAGGGUCUCGGCACUGUGUCACUGUCGGCGAUUUACGCCGCGCUCGUACUGAGCUGCAUCUUUGUGCCGACGUUCCUUAUCAAGAGGCUGACCGUCAAGUGGACCCUGUGCUUAUCAAUGCUUUGCUACGCGCCUUACAUCGGAGCGCAGUUUUAUCCCAGGUUUUAUACCCUCGUGCCAGCUGGCAUUUUACUUGGUCUCGGUGCUGCGCCCAUGUGGGCCGCUAAAGCUACGUACCUCACGCAAGUCGGUGGGGUUUAUGCGAAGCUUACCGAUGAACCGGCUGACGCUAUUGUCGUGCGAUUCUUCGGAUUCUUCUUCCUGGCCUGGCAGACUGCUGAGUUAUGGGGAAAUCUCAUAUCGUCACUUGUGUUGAGCGGUGAUGCGCAUGGUGGUGGAUCAUCGCCGAGUAUUAACGGCAGCCUAAUUGCCGGACCAGUCAGAGAAGUGCAGAAGUGCGGCGCUCAAUUCUGCAUCCAAGGUGGCACUCAUGAGAAUCUCAAUAGGCCGCCUGAUUCGGAGAUUUACGAAAUCUCGAGCAUCUACCUCACCUGCGUGAUGGUCGCGGUGCUCAUCGUUGCGCUUUUCGUUGAUCCGUUAUCAAGGUACGGCGAGAAGCAGAGGCGGAACGACAGCUCGGAGCUGGGUGGCAUCCAGCUGCUGUCGGCGACGGCAUACCAACUGAAGAAGCCCUACCAGCAGCUGCUCAUACCCAUCACCGUGUGGAUCGGCAUGGAGCAGGCCUUCAUCGGCGCCGAGUUUACGCAGGCGUACAUCUCGUGUGCGUUGGGGGUGCACAGGGUCGGCUACGUGAUGAUCUGCUUCGGCGUAGUGAACGCCGGCUGCUCGCUGCUGUUUGGCUCGGUGAUGAAGUUCGUCGGCAGGCAACCGCUGAUGGCACUCGGCACUGUCGUCCACACGUCCCUCAUCGGUGUACUAUUGAUGUGGCACCCGCAUCCCGACAACUCUUACAUGUUCUACACUGUCUCCGGGCUCUGGGGUGUCGGCGACGCUGUCUGGCAGACUCAGGUCAACGGACUGUACGGCACGCUGUUCCGUCGUAACAAGGAAGCAGCCUUCUCUAACUAUCGCCUAUGGGAGUCGGCUGGAUUCGUAGUGGCCUACGCGUACAGUACUCAUCUGUGCGCCAGAAUGAAGCUGUACGUGAUGCUGGUAGUGCUGAUAGUCGGCACGAUCGGCUACAUUGUCGUGGAAUUGCUGCACAGACGCAAGCAGAAGCGACUCAAAGCGCUGGCCGAAGAUCCAAAGGCAGCGCAAGCGGCAGCCGAGGCGAACCAACCGGAAGAAACGGACGACGAGAAAGACGACAUCGACGACGACAUUAUCAUUACGCACCUGUGAGGAGGUGGCUUUCCCUUACGUGUUUGUUUGAUUUGUCCUACUUUUUCUUGUACAUAAAUCCAUCGCCUGUCGCGCGACUAGUUAUCACUUUUAAACUUUGUCUUCGAUUGAUGGAUUGAUUGGGCCUGCACCGGAGGCUGUGAGAGUUGUUAUACCGAAAGCAUUGUUGAUUUUUAUUGCGAGCGAGUCGACGAAAGGGAGAAGAAGCAGUGCGUGCUUGAGCGCGGAUUUUUAACGGCCGGACGAUCUGUAGUUUAUUUGAUAAUAUAUAUAGCAAUUGUACCUCGACCGAGAGAAUAUUUUUCCCCGAACACGCGAGGAUGACAAGUAUAUAUAUAUUUUAGAAUUGAAUCCGAGUUUCAUCUUGACAUAUACUCGGCACGUUUUAUAAGUAGACCAUAUAAUAUUACGCAAAAAAAAACAAAACAAUGAAGUAACAAAUAAAGUAGCUAGCACAAGUGUGAUCUCACGUGGAAAAGUGAGCCUUGUCCAUGAUAAACAAUCUCAUCAACCUUUUAUAUACAUUACAUUUCAAUUUUUCGAGUGAAUAUCGUCAUUUAUACACUAUUAUUUUUUUUUGUUCGUUUAUUUGUGUUUUUGUCGCGCGCGCAUCUUUGUACAGUACAUCUUAAAUAUAUAAAUAGGCCGCCAUCCCGGCUCUGAUCUGUGCGCUUCACUAUUCGAAGUUUAGAUAGCAUUCUCUUGCAUUACAUGCAUAUUUCUUAUUUUGUUUCUUUUUCUUCCUCUCUUUUUUUCUUUGCAUACGCGGUCGUAUUAUUAACUUCUAGUAUUACAUGCCUCUCGAUAAUUUUCUUCAGGCAAUCAAUAAGAUUUGUCGCGAUUGCGGACCAUUAUAGAAAAAAAUGUACGUUGAGAGAGAGAGAGAGAGAGAGAGAGAGAGAGAGAGAGAGUGUAUAUGAGAGAGAGAGAGAGAGAUUGUUUGACUAUUUUUACUAUUAUACCACUACUAUUGUAUUCCUUAAUUGGUAGUCGUACUCUGUUGCCUGUAUUUUUUUGCCUCCGUUUGCGUUCUACCGAGAGAUCUAAAAUAGACCUAUGCGAUUUCAUUGUUAAUUAUUUUAGUCGCGAAGUAUUGUUAUUAUUAUUAUUAUUAUUAUUAUUAUUAUUAUUAUUGAUUAUUGAUUAUUGUAACUAUAUCAUAUUUUCGACACCGUAAUGUUAUCUUAGAGCUGAUUAAAGCGAGUAUGAUUUUAUUAAAAGUGAAC